CUGUCAAAAAUCUGUCAAUUACUAUGAACAGAGAGUCGGACACAUUUUUCGAUUUUAAUUUAUAAUAUCAUUACAAAAUUUAACAAUAUUCGGGAUUCCGAAGAUGCGAAUGCUUGUAAUGCAUUUAACUUAAGUGGUAUCGAAGAUUUGUCUUCCAAACACUGUGUUGUGAUAUCUUGUAUUUGUACCUAUUUUGCGUUGUAAGAAAGAAAGUUAAAAAAGGUCUUAAUAAUACAAUGGUGGAGGCUAGCAAAUUCGCGUUUGAAACAGCUUGUAGCAGUUGUGAAUGUCGUUCUCUUAUACAUCCGUGGACCGACACUUGCCUCGAUGGAACUCGUUCAAUGCUAUGGAGCUGUAUCAGAGGCAGUUACAAAUUUUAUGCCAUGGUUUAUGUCAUCCAAAUAUUGAUGAGAGGUAAAAAGCUGAAAAAGAAAGAUGUGAUUGAACAUCUAAAAAUGUAUAUCAAAUCAGGCAUUUUUGGAUUGACGGUUGGAAGCUCAUUUGUCACAUUAAACUGCAUAUUUAGGAAGUUGUUCUUCAGUCAAUUCAGCUACUAUACUACAGUCUUGUUGCCUUGUACCAUUAGUGGGCUAGCAGUUUACUUCGAACCUCCUUACAGAAGAGUGUUAGUGGCCAACCUCUUUGUAAACUUGGUAUUUGAAUAUUGGCUUCGUACAUUAGAAAUGAAGGGAUGGUUGCGGCGAUCACCUGGAAAAGAGACACUCAUCUUUAUGAUGGGAAGUGCCAUCUUCUUCUAUUUACUCAGGCUUGACAGAGAAAAUGAGAAACGGACGCCACUAUUCUGGUUCUUCACCCCACCGCGAGUUUCGAAAGAAGUUGGAAAGCCAAUGACUGGUAUCGAAGGAAAAAGUCCUGCCUGCCCUCACAGUGAACCUUGCAUUAAUUAUAUAUUGAAGGGGACAGCACAACUGUUCGGCGUCGGCUGUGCGAUGACGAUAGUCCGGACCAUCCUGCCCAAAAUCCUGACUCCGACUAAAGCUUUAAAGUCCCUGAAGAUGUCUCAUUUGAAACUGGGACUCUUCUUCGGUGGAUACAUCGGUAUCUAUAGGUUAGUAGUGUGUCUGCUGUGUCGGUCGCAAGGCAGAGAUAGCGCGCUAUACGCUCUGCCCGCGGGUUUCCUCGCCGGGGCUGCCUUCAGGGCGUCUCCUUCGACAGCAAUUUCAAUAGGACCGAUUACUUCUGCAUUGCAGAUCCUCGGGUCAUGGGGCUACCGCAACGGCACCAUCCCAGCUCACUGGCCGCUGGUCGAGCUGCUAUACUGUGUAUGCCAAGGACUGCUGUUCCACGCUCGGGUCAUGCAUGAAGACGUCUGCCCUCGUUAUAUCAUCAACCUUAUCUCCACCGUCACCAGCACUAAAGCGGACAUUAUCCAGACUAAUUUCAUCGAGAAGCUGGCUAAGAAAGCCCUAUGAUACUUGUGAACAUAACUGACGAUACGGUAGUAAGUACUUUAUGUUCCGAUUCUGUGAUUAUUAUUUAGAUUUUAUUUGGCACGGGGACUAUAUGAUGUGGGGUAUUCUUAUGAUGUUGGUGGUUAUUUUUAAGUUAUAUAGAACAAUGUAAUGACCUGUGAAACUACAAUAAUCACAAUGACUGAGCAGACCCUAUGCAAGGCUAGUUUCCAAAGCAGAGUCUGGAGAAUUUGGUACUUGUGGUUAAUUUGGUACUUUUCCAGUGACUGAAAACGAAAUGUGCGCGUACGCUAUUUACAAUGGUAUAGUUUUCUUUAUUUUUUAUUAUUUGAAAAUGAUAUUCCAAAUGAACGUGUAUAAAUUGGUCGUUAAAUUCCUGUUACAAUUAUUAGGGAAGGAAACCAUGGAUUUGAAUAGGAUUUGCCUUAAACAAAUAGCGAUUGCAAGCCUUAAUUAAUGAAUUGCUUAUUUAUUAAUAAAUUAUGAACGUUAAGUAUUGUGAAUGCAUUUUAUCAUUGAAACAGUAGUUCAAAGUAAUGUAUAAAAUCCUUUAUGUACAAAUUGAUGCUUUGAUUUGAUUAGAAUGAACAAAAAUGGGAUAUCUUAAAUAUAGGGGGUAUAUAAGUAUUAAGUAAUAUUAGGCUUUAAAAUUUUAAAUCACAAUAAUUGUGUUUUAUGAUAGCUAAUUUUGCGGUACUAUUUUAAAAUAUACUCGUACUUGGUAUUGAUGAGGUAGAAAGAAAUUGAAAGUAUCAUACCAUGACAACAAUGUAUGUUAAUAAAUACAUUUCACCGUUUUAGUAGGUAACAGUCAGCGUCAAAUAAUUCAUGACACCCAAAGUAUAGAUCGUUUCAUCAGGCCUGUUCAUCUCCGCGAGUUUACAUCGAAAACAAAACACGCACGAUGGCCCACCUACAGGAUACUAUUUGACAAGGCCUCACAUACGAGCGAACAUUGACUCACGCACGCGUAUUCUUGUGUAUAAUGGAAGAAAAUAAAGAAAAUGGUGUACUAAAUACUGUGGAGUAUUUAACUGCCUAAAUAAUAAUAAAAACACAGAAUGUACUUUUUUAAGUUGCCUCAAGACACUGAGAGGUAAAUAAGUAGUUAAUAUUAUUCAUGAUAAUUCAUGCUAAAUCAUGUAUUUCCUCCGCCAUUUUCCGCAGUUUGGCACCUCACGUCACAUCAUUUUACCGAAGAAGUCAGCCCUAUAGCUUCGGCCACCUUCGGCGCAGUGCCGAUCACUGACGUUUGUCAACAAAAUGGUGCUUGACUCUUGAGACAGGCUAAAUUACACCAUGUUGUUAAUGACAUUGAGCAUACAUUUUUUUAAAUAGGUACCUUCGCGAAGUAAAACUUCUGUACGUAGUACUUAUUAUUAUUCUGUGGUUUCAUCCACGAAGACGCGCUCCACCAAUUUUAGGUCGAGGGAAGCACGGGGUGCGG
Messenger RNA from Ostrinia nubilalis (European corn borer), 2880 nucleotides. RefSeq names its product transmembrane protein 135-like. Bases 237 to 1433 code for a protein of 398 amino acids. NCBI's taxonomy places the organism in Eukaryota, Metazoa, Arthropoda, Insecta, Lepidoptera, Crambidae. The transcript is spliced from 9 exons. The record is from RefSeq and is a predicted model, not a curated record.